This is a messenger RNA of Schistosoma turkestanicum, 237 nucleotides long. NCBI's taxonomy places the organism in Eukaryota, Metazoa, Platyhelminthes, Trematoda, Strigeidida, Schistosomatidae. The record is from the annotation of a GenBank genome assembly.
AUGUUUGUUUUAAUUUAUCAGUAUAUUAUUGUUAUAUUAUUGAUCAAUUUCAUUGAUAACAUUGAAAUGAAUACUAAUAAUGUCAAUGGGAAAUGUUUAAAUCAUUGGAUUAAACAAACAAAUGAUGAACUUGUUGCAUUCUCGCUGUCACCAUGUUUUACAUGUAAAUAUUCUAGUUUUCAAAAUUCAAUGUAUGUUAAAUGGGACUGUGAACAAGUGUAUAAUUUAAAAAUUAAU